This is a messenger RNA of Drosophila takahashii, 1158 nucleotides long. RefSeq names its product putative gustatory receptor 22b. Gene Ontology annotation, biological process: sensory perception of taste; chemosensory behavior; male courtship behavior. The record is from RefSeq and is a predicted model, not a curated record. NCBI's taxonomy places the organism in Eukaryota, Metazoa, Arthropoda, Insecta, Diptera, Drosophilidae. Gene Ontology annotation, cellular component: neuronal cell body; axon; dendrite. Gene Ontology annotation, molecular function: sweet taste receptor activity.
AUGUUCGGUUCACGACGCGAGUUUCGCCCAUAUUUGGCAAGAAUUAUCCUAGAGUCGGUGCUAUAUGGAUCGUGGCUAGGCGGUUUAUUUCCCUUCAUCUUUGAUUCCGAAAGACGUAAAGUGAGGCGCUCUCGAUGGCUUGUUGUCUAUGGCCUAGUUGUGAAUUAUCUAGUUCUGUUCGUUCUGUUAUUCCUUGGAUUUCAAUAUCAGAACCUGCGCAAACUAGAUGCCUUCGAGCGAAAUCCUGUGCUGGAGAGGGUAAACGUGCUAAUUACACUGAUGAGCCUUUUCUCAGCCGUUGUGAUCAAUUUUAUGAAUUUUUGGGGAAGCAAGAAAGUGGAGGAAAUUGUCAACGAACUUUUAACUCUAGAGUAUCAUGACUUUCGAGGUCUGAAUGAAAAAAACUGCCCAAAAUUAAACUGCUUUGUGAUUCAAAAGUGGGCGGCUAUGGUGGGUCAGCUUAUAUCCUUUUUAACGGUCAACUACGGAAUGCCUGGAAACAGAACUCAUAUAUCUCUAGUGCUUCUUAGCUGCUGGUUGCAAGUAUCCGUCUGCUUUAAUAUCAUGCAAUAUUAUUUCGGAGUACUCCUAAUCUAUCGUUAUGUGUGGCUGAUAAAUGGACAACUCGGAGACCUGCUGAAUCAACUGAACCUGAAUCCCACAAUAGCAUCGUCGAGGAUUCGCAACAAUCUCUCCUUGUACAAUCGUCUUUUGGAUCUAAAUAAGAAAUUGGUGUCCGCCUAUGAAUACCAUAUGAUACUAAUUCUCACUUCUUGGCUAGCUGGCAAUAUUGUGGUUAGCUUUUUUCUGAUUGUGUACGGAAUUAGUAUGCAAAAGUGCUCGAUAUUUCUGAUGGUCUUCCCGCAAUCAUUGCUCAUAAAUGUUUGGGAUUUUUGGUUGACUAUUGCCGUAUGCGAUCUGACCGAGAGGACUGGUAGGAAGACCUCAACAGUUCUGAAACAUUUUACUGAUAUUGACUAUAAGGAUGAUCAGCUGGAAAAAAGUGUUAACGAGUUCGCCUGGCUGUGCAGUCAUCGCAAGUUCCAGUUUCAACUAUGUGGACUUUUUCAUGUUAACUACAAUAUGGGUUUCCAAAUGACCAUAAGCAGUUUUCUAUAUUUGGUUUAUUUAGUUCAGUUUGAUUUCAUGAACUUGUGA